GAAAUGACCUCAGAGGAGCAAGAGAUAAUCAAAGACCUGGACAAAUGUGACUUUGGGGAGAUCCACAAAUAUUUUGUGGACAAAAAUGAGGCUCGUAAAGCACUUCCCAAGGAGGAGAAGCAGAAGCUGAAGGAGGAAGCGGAUAAGAUCCAGGAGGAAUACGGGUACUGCAUCCUGGAUGGGCACCGGGAGAAGAUUGGCAACUUCAAAACUGAACCUCCAGGGCUCUUCCGUGGUCGUGGGGAGCACCCCAAAAUGGGGAUGCUGAAGAAGAGGAUCAUGCCAGAAGAUGUCAUCAUCAACUGCAGCAAGGAUUCCAAGAUUCCCGAGCCCCCAGAAGGCCACAAGUGGAAGGAGGUGCGCUUUGACAACACGGUCACCUGGCUGGCCUCGUGGACAGAGAACAUCCAGAACACCUUGAAGUACAUCAUGCUGAAUCCCAGCUCCAAGCUGAAGGGGGAGAAGGACUGGCAGAAAUACGAGGUCGCUCGGCGCCUGAAGGAUGUUGUCCACACAAUCCGGGCUCAGUACAGAAAAGACUGGAAAUCCAAGGAGAUAAAGAAGAGGCAAAGAGCAGUGGCCCUCUACUUCAUUGAUAAGCUGGCCCUGCGAGCUGGGAAUGAGAAGGAGGAAGGGGAGACUGCGGACACGGUCGGCUGCUGCUCCCUGCGCGUGGAGCACAUCCAGCUGCACCCCCAGCUGGAUGGGCAGGAGCACGUGGUGGAGUUUGACUUCCUCGGGAAAGACUCCAUCCGUUACUACAACAAAGUGUCCGUGGAGAAGCCGGUGUUCAAGAACCUGCAGCUCUUCAUGAAGAACAAGGACCCCAGCGAUGACCUCUUUGAGCACCUCAAUACAACCUUCCUGAACAAACACCUCCAGGACCUCAUGGAUGGUUUGACGGCCAAAGUCUUCAGGACCUACAACGCUUCCAUCACCCUGCAGGAGCAGCUCAAGGCCCUCACCAACCCUGAAGACAACGUUGCAGGAAAGCUCCUGUCCUACAACCGAGCCAACAGGGCUGUGGCCAUCCUGUGCAACCAUCAGAGGUCUAUACCAAAAACCUUUGCCAGGUCCAUGCAAGUCCUCCAGGAGAAGAUUGACGCCAAGAAGAAACAAGUGGAGGAAGCCCAGGAGGAAGUGAAAAAAGCUGAAGAUGAGUUUAAGGACACAAAAGAAGCCAAAGCAGAAGUGAACGUGGAGAAGAAGAAGAAGCUGUUGCAGAGGCUGGAGGAGCAACUGGCCAGGAUGAACAUCCAGGCCACGGACAAGGAGGAGAACAAGCAAAUAGCUCUGGGCACAUCCAAGCUGAAUUACCUGGAUCCCAGGAUUACCGUGGCUUGGUGCAAGAAGUUCGGGAUUCCCAUCGAGAAGGUCUACAACAAGACCCAGAGGGAGAAGUUUGCCUGGGCCAUUGACAUGGCUGGCGAGGACUUUGAAUUCUGAGCCGGUGCCUCCCACGUUAAAUCCCAAAUCCUGCUCAUUUGGUGCUGUUGGGAAGCUGUUUUGUUUUUUUAAUUUGCUGCUGCUGGUGGCUGAGGGUUGUCUGAGUUUGGUGCCAUUUUUUUUUUUUUUGGAUGGAAAAGCAAGCACCUGGAUUUCCAGUUGAAGCAGGUAUUGCUGAUUGGGAUGUUGGACUUUGGGAACUCUUUAAUUCCUCUUCAGAGUUUCCAUGUACUUGGCCUUCCCCUGGAGUCCUGGAAGGAGAUUA
Zonotrichia albicollis (white-throated sparrow) is the source of this 1711-nucleotide messenger RNA. Lineage: Eukaryota; Metazoa; Chordata; Aves; Passeriformes; Passerellidae. The record is from RefSeq and is a predicted model, not a curated record.